CUUCUAACAAUUCAAAAGUUAUAGUCUGAAAAGAAGCUGUUCUAAACUUAAUAAGGGGGAUUUCUUUUGUAAUUUUAACCUUUGAACGGAAAGAUGCUGACCUUGAUACUGGUGAGUGUAUUUGUGACUGUGAUACAGUUAUCUACAACAUCCCCGUUGCCGUCCAGUGAUCUUCGAUGGAACAUGCCGUGUGCCCGAGGUGGAAAAAAGGCAGAUAACGUGCCGAAAGCUGUCACAAUAUCGAACGAAACAUUGGCUAACCUAGAGGAAGCGCUUAAUGUAUUUUUGGACCACACUAUCCAGAUAUCUAAUCAGGCGCACAGCAUCAAGAAAAGAUGGUUGAAUAAUAGAUACCACGACAAUGUUGAAAUUUUCAACUUCGUACUGAAAUCCGUUAAAUCACCGACGUCGCUGCCGAGUCUGAUCUAUUACGAGAACGGACGACCAGUGGUCAAUGAAUCGGGCAUUUGCAAUGGUUCUUGCAUAACCUUUUUGAGAAAUGUGUCGGAAUCUCUCCGAAAAGAGACGAUGCACUUGGAGAUCAUACGGGAACACGAACAUGCCGAAUAUUUGACACACAAACAAACUGCAGAUAUCACGGAUACUCAUCUGUUAGAAAAUCUCGAGAAUCUCAUGUACGACAUAGUCUGUGAAAUAAACGAAUUCAUAAAUGAAACAGAAGAUGGUCUAGUAAAAUUUUACCAAACAGAAACCCCUUCCGGUUGGAAGAGUUAUCCGAAUAAAAGUGAAAGGUACGCCAGAGACCUGGUGUUAAUUCAUCAUGUUCACAGUCUAGUUAACAGUGUUAAGGACUCAUUUUCUCAUGUUAUGGCAGAGAGGUUCAGAUCUUUGGGAAACCCAGGGUCAUUGAACUAAUGUUUUUGCUUUGAUGACACCAGCGUGAUCACACAAAUGUUGGUGCUAGCCUGAUGCAAACUGUGAUGUUUUCGAAAUAUUAUUUAGACAUUUACUUUUUGUUUUAUUAUAUGGACUACCUUACAUGUAUGUAUGUUUGCUGUGAGGGAAGGUUAGAUGCUAUAAGGAAAUAAUCAAAGCGAUGUUUAUUGAAGACUGAAAUGUGUAGACUAUCAGUCACGAUGUAAGAUCUAUUUUUUUUAAAUUUGAGACAUCUUUUGGGAUCGUCAUAAUAUUCUUUAGUUUUGAAUCUUGGUUUUGUUUACUGACUCCAAAUAGCCUAUACUGAUAUUUUCUCAUACAUGCACAUGCCAAUUGUACACGAAGGUAUUUUUUACUAGGUUAAGUAAGGGUUAAAGGUAUAUUAUCCAAAUUUAUCCCCCACAUUGGGAUUUUCAAGCUUGAGUGGUACAUACUUUUAACGUUGUAUUAUUGUGAUAUGUUAUUACAGGGUAAAUUUAUACACUUUGUUAAAAUUUGUUGACCGUUAUUCGGUAGGCUACUUAUUCCUAUUUGUUGUUGAGCUGUUUUAUUGAUUAUAUACUAAUUUAUUCUUUUAGAUUUUAUGGAAAAUAAAAAGUUCACCUCAUGUUA
Molecule: messenger RNA, 1509 nt
Organism: Lingula anatina
Lineage: Eukaryota; Metazoa; Brachiopoda; Lingulata; Lingulida; Lingulidae
Source: RefSeq, a predicted model, not a curated record